CGGCGCACAGGCCUGCAUCAUAAUCACCCGGGCAAAGAGGGGUAUCCCUCCCUCUCAGCCCAAGUAGUAAUUGGGUUGAGCAACUCACUGCGGCGCAAACUCUUAUAUGAUCACCUCUCUAUCUAGAUUAUUUCCUUCUUCGCUGUACUCCUGCCCAGCUUGAAUAUCAUUUCGUCAUUGUUAGAUCAAUAGCGUUUUCGUGAAAACUCCGCCACAAAGACACCACUCACGGUCGACAUGGAGUCCUCAUCACCGUAUAGAUCAGGGUGGCUUAAGGAAGGGUUGCUGCCGGCAGGCGCUUACAACAACCUCCCGUUUAUUGACGAUGUGCACCUCACAGCCGAGCAUGAAAUCGCCAAGCAGCAAUUGCUGCAGAUGAUUCUCGAGCACAACGUUGGCCAUCUGUUCACCAUCCGCAUUAUUCACAAACAUUACGAUGUCCCACAAAACAAAGUAAUGGUCCACGAGACUGUCUAUGGCCCACCAAGCUCAGUUGCCAUGAUUCUUACCUCCAAAUCCCCUUAUCAGCGCAAACACCCGCUCCGCGGAAAGAACUUCAUGGCUGAGCCGGAUGGUACAUUCCAAGCCUACGAGUACACGGUCGAUCCCAUCCAGGACGUUUCAAAACAACAAGUUGCUUUCCUCGAGUGUAUCAGUAGAGAGAUCUUACGACUAGGAGUCGAACAGGUGUUCGCCCUCACGGUGCUCGGGACUAAUUUCUUUGAGGAAUUCGUCGAGUUUGAAGUGCCACAGCUUCAGGCAACAAUUGCGCUCCGACCCUCGAUCUGGCUGCCGCAGUACAAGAAAACCAUCCAGACACAAUGGAUCCCUACGUAUGACUCGAGUUCUACUGGCAAGGGCGGCCACUGCGUAAAUCAAGCAGGCACGCAUACCGCAGUAGGGUAUGAGGGUCCGCUACAGGACUUAUCAAACAUCCAUAUUGCUGGAACAACACUUGCACCAGGAACGGAGGCCUUCGAGAUUCUUCGUAAUGCCAUGCAGGCAAUUGCGGUGACUAGCGCUGGCUGAUGAAGCAGGACGUUACACCGUUGCAGAUUUCAUCCUAUUUCUCUUUUUCCUGCUCUUGAUCUUUUUUACCUUCUCUCUUACUAUGUUGAAGCUUGGCCAGAUAACUAUUGUCUAUCGGUUCCAUGACUAAUUUGUAUACCAUUAAGCUUG
Aspergillus versicolor CBS 583.65 is the source of this 1179-nucleotide messenger RNA. RefSeq lists its product as uncharacterized. The record is from RefSeq and is a predicted model, not a curated record. Bases 238 to 1029 code for a protein of 263 amino acids. NCBI's taxonomy places the organism in Eukaryota, Fungi, Ascomycota, Eurotiomycetes, Eurotiales, Aspergillaceae. The transcript has a single exon.